AUGUUGAAAAGAGCAUUUUCUUCACUUAUUUUAGCUGAGCACAACAACACUAAGCUUGCAGGAAGUGUUUAUAGUGCUGUAAAUGCAGCUGAUUAUUUCAACGAAGAAACAACAGUUUUAGUUGCAGGUGAAAAUUGUUCGUCAGCAGCUCAAGAGGCUUCGAAAAUAAAAGGAGUCACAAAAGUGCUGCAUUAUGAUAACCCAGUUUUAAAAGACCAUAUGGCAGAUGUUAUGACUCAGACUCUUCAAGCUGCCCAAUCGCAAUACAGAUAUAAACGAAUUAUAGGAGUUUCUCUUAUUAUUUCUAUUUUUGGCGUUAUUUCUGAUCGGCUCCCACAAGCCAAAAAUGGGUUUCCACGUGAAACUUCAUGUGAAAUUCAUCUUUGGCUCGUGGCAGCCGAUCAGAAAUUUAAGCAAUUGAUUAGUUAGAAGGCUCUUCCCUCAAUUUUGUAGGAUAAUAAGGCUUUUCCUAGCAAAAGCCUGCGUUAUAUUAACUCUCCCCUCCAUUAGCGAACAAAAAUCAUUAGAAAAAAUCCCUAUUUUUUUUGGCCCAAAAACCCACCCUCCGUGAGCGAACAAAAAUUUUUUAUGAAAAAAAAAUAUUGAUAUAGUGAAAUCUAUAGCUAAUUCUGUUUGAUUUUAAACAAAUUGAGCUUUAAAACAUAAAUUUUAUAAAUAAAUUAAUAUUUGCUUUUCCGAUUUUUGCGAAUUAGGAUUUUUUUAAAAUUUCGUUUCUAUAAAAUUUAUAUAUAAAAUGUUUUAAAAAAAAUUAUCCACCUCCGUUAGCAAACAGAUUUUUUUGUUCGCUCGUGGAGGGGAUUAAGACAUAAUAUUUAUCUAAAUUAUCGGAGCCACUAGCCAAUUUUCAAGAGACAUCAUUCCAAGGCUUGGAGGUGUUUUAAACGUCCAGCCCAUCACUGAUAUCACCCGCAUCAUGAACGAAAAAUGCUUCAAAAGGCCAGGAUAUGCUGGAAACGCUAUUUAUACUGUGACAACCCAUCAGAAUUUCAAUCUUUUAACAAUCAGAGCGACUUCAUUUGAUAGAAACCCAUCAAUAAAAAAUCCUUGCACAAUUGAAAGAAUUGAUUUAAAUGUCCAAUUCCGUCCUGUUAUGACGUGGGUUUCUCAAAAUUUAGAAGUUAAUGAAAGACCUGAGCUUGGGACUGCCAAAAUUAUUGUGACAGGAGGAAGAGGCCUAAAAAGUAAAGAAAACUGGCAUGUUGUAGAAGAAUUGGCUGCAAAACUAGGAGCUGGGGUAGGAGCUUCAAGAGCUGCAGUUGACGCUGGGUUCUGUUCUAAUGAUUUGCAGAUUGGGCAGACUGGAAAAAUAGUCGCCCCUAGUCUUUAUAUACUUUUUUCCCAUUAGUGCCUGUAUGGAAAGCAAUUUGGUCAGACCAGAAAUUUUCUUGUCUGCUCAAAAAAGCUUUUUACAAGGCUAUUUAAGCGGUCCCGUCAUGAUGAUGCUGUUGAUGGUGGAGAUAUUGACAAUCAUCAAUUAUUUAAUAGGCCUAGCCUAAUCCAGCUCUUAUGUACCCAAUCUGCAAUCUUUAACUGUUUAUUCUUCUGAAUUGAUUCUUUUCUCUCUGAUUCUUCUAAAUAGAACCAUGUUGGAAUUAUUGGCAAUCUGUAAAGAAAAGAGCAAGCAGAAAAUAAUACUAAUCCUAAUAGGGCUAUUUAUGGUAAUCUAGUGUAUCGCUUGUGGAGUUUCAGGAGCUAUCCAACAUAUUGCAGGUAUGAAAGAUUCUAAAGUAAUUGUGGCUAUAAAUACAGACCCAGAAGCUCCAAUUUUCAGCGUUGCUGAUUAUGGGCUUGUUGGUGAUUUAUUCAAGGCAGUUCCUGAAAUGAUACAAAAACUUUAA
Blepharisma stoltei is the source of this 1859-nucleotide messenger RNA. Lineage: Eukaryota; Ciliophora; Heterotrichea; Heterotrichida; Blepharismidae. The record is from the annotation of a GenBank genome assembly.